Messenger RNA from Bactrocera oleae (olive fruit fly), 1975 nucleotides. The record is from RefSeq and is a predicted model, not a curated record. NCBI's taxonomy places the organism in Eukaryota, Metazoa, Arthropoda, Insecta, Diptera, Tephritidae.
GUAUUAAAUGCAUUAGAAAUUUGGCAUAAUCCUCUUAAGCUACUUCUAUAUGUUUAUGUUUUUUUAUUAUUCAAGUUUAAAAAUAGCAUUGCUACUUCGUUUGCUAUUGUGAACUAACACAUGCUCCGGAUAUCAUGAUAUACGUUCUCUGGUUAUGCCUUAUACCAUGAUAUACGUUCUCUGGUUAUGCCUUAUACCAUGCUGUUAUGAAUCAACCUUCCGUUAUGUCCUUAAUUCGACAAACGUCAAAACACCUCGCUCGUGUUGGUAAUGGUGUAUUGGCAAAGCGGUCAAUGUCCCUAGAUAAUGCAAACAUUCAAAAUAGAUAUGGUAGUUCUACUUCAACGGAUGAUAAAUCACAAUUUCCUGGUGCAAAAGCACCCUUCGUUUCAAAUUUAAAAUUGAUUAAACAUACUGACUAUGGCGCCAUUCCUAUUUACCGGGUCAUGGACAGUGACGGAUACAUUGCCGACGAUUCGCAAGAUCCCCAGUUAAGUAAGGAAAUAGUACAAAAGAUGUUUAAUGAUAUGGUCCAACUUAACACUAUGGACAAAAUUCUAUACGAGUCUCAACGCCAGGGACGCAUAUCAUUCUACAUGACGAAUUUUGGCGAAGAAGCAUCGCAUAUUGGAAGCGCAGCUGCUUUAGAAAUGCGUGAUUUGAUAUAUGGCCAAUACAGGGAGGCUGGAGUAUUAGUUUGGCGUGGUUUUCGCAUCGAUCAAUUCAUAGAUCAAUGCUAUGGUAACUGUGAUGAUGACGGCCGUGGCAAACAAAUGCCAGUACAUUAUGGAAGCAAAGAAUUGAAUUUUGUCACCAUCUCUAGCCCGUUGGCAACUCAAAUGCCACAAGCUGUUGGUGCAGCAUAUGCUAUGAAGUUACGUACCAAUAAUGAUGCUUGUGUUGUGUGUUAUUUCGGAGAAGGGGCAGCAUCUGAAGGUGAUGCGCAUGCUGCUUUUAACUUUGCAGCAACGCUGGAAUGUCCAGUUAUAAUGUUUUGCCGAAACAAUGGAUUUGCAAUUUCUACUCCUUCUCACGAACAAUAUAACGGAGAUGGAAUCGCAGCACGUUCUCAUGGUUAUGGCAUGGCAACAAUUCGUGUCGAUGGAACAGACGUCUUCGCCGUUUACAACGCUAUGAAAUUUGCUCGUGAAUAUGUGCUUCGCGAAAACAAACCAGUUGUUUUUGAGUCCAUGGCAUACCGUGUUGGUCACCAUUCGACAUCAGACGAUAGCACCGCUUAUAGACCUGCUGAUGAAGUCGAAGUAUGGAAUUCAAAGGAGCAUCCUUUAUCCAAACUAAAGAGCUACAUGGUUCGCAAAGGAUGGUUUAAUGAAAAUGAAGAAAAAGAGUUUGUAAAAGACGUACGGAAAAAAGUUUUGAAACAAAUUACAGUAUCAGAAAAAAAGCCUAAGCCUCACUGGAAAGAAAUGUUCGAAGGUGUUUACUCUGAAAUACCUUCACAUUUACAGGAACAAAUGAAAGAAUUGGAGUCUCACAUAAAUACACAUAGGAACCACUAUCCUGUAAAGAACUUUAAAGCGUAAAGGUUCACUAGGGAACUACAAAUUUCUUUGUUUAUUAUCUUCUCAGUAACCUCUCUACUAUAACAUAAAACGUUUUACGCCGUAUGGUUUUCAAUUUUGUUAAAGUGGUCUUUGGUGGUUGGUUGAAACAGUUGUUGCAUAUCUUUGUCAUAGCUUGUGAUACUCAAAAUGCAUUUAUUAGUUUUAAGAAAUUAUUCGAAAACUUACCUACAUGUUAACGAAAGCACAUUGCCACAGAUAGGAAUAAAUAUAACAUCGUUAUAUUAUUGAGUAAUAAUAUAUUAUUCAUGUUUGUAAAAGUUUUAAAUUAAAUCUUGAUUAAUUUGUUAAAAAAUAUAAGUACAUACAGAAUAAAAUAUUUACGCUGUCGGAAAUUGCACGAUAUAUGGUGCUUUAAAUGUGAGAGACAAUUACGAAAAAAUAUUUUAAAA